AUGUCUUCGGAAAGCAGCUCGAGUAGUUCAUCAUCACAAGUGAACCUGAGAACCAAGCUCGGAGAAAAGGUCAUCGAAGUCAAUGCCAUCAAGACCGGGUCACCGCAGGGUGGUUCGAGCAAGAACGCGCCCAUCAAGACGACCAUCUCGCAAGCACACAUCGACUACAGCGUGGGUGCACCUUCGUCAAUGACCGAACAUGCGGACUACAGCCUGGGCACGUCUCCGCAAUGGACCAACAUGUUCGCACCAAACCGCCCUUACGGUGUAUACGACCCCUACAAUCCUUACAGCCCGUACAACCCGUACAAUCCUUACAUCGUCUAUGCACCACGUCAUCCUUGUCCCAUCCAUGGCUAUCGGGGCCCUACACCCAUCGCGUCGGCACACAAGGCACCUACAACUGCCUUGUCCCCACACCCGUGCCCUAAGCCCACCGCAUCACCGCCAUGUGCUCCCAAGAAGACCGGCGGGUCACCACGACCUGCCGCUACGACUGCUGCGUCACUCCAUUCUAUUCAUACCCCCGCGGCAUCACCACAAGCGAGUGCCACUUCCGUAUCCACGGGACACGCCCCCGAAGGUGCCUCGACCGCGGGACCGGCAUCGCCACAGCGACCACUGGUGUUCGAAUUGUACGGGAAGGAGAUCGUCGUUCAAGACGGCUACGACAUUGAAGAGGAAUACAUUAACAAUCAGCUCGUCCGCCGCACUGUCAAUGGUGUGGUUGAACCCUUGCCAAAGAAAAAGUGA
Molecule: messenger RNA, 753 nt
Organism: Rhipicephalus microplus (southern cattle tick)
Lineage: Eukaryota; Metazoa; Arthropoda; Arachnida; Ixodida; Ixodidae
Source: RefSeq, a predicted model, not a curated record